GAAAAAGAUGAACUACAGACGUUUCAAUAAGAAACGGCAACUAAGGACAAUUGAUGAAGAUACUUCAAUCAAUUUGCUGCGUCCGGUCUUGUCGGCUGUGAAUGCCAGCAACAAUGUCAAUAAUACCACAACAGAAGCAACGAUCGAGCCGGCGGGCAGUGAGGAAAACAUACCCGAAUCACAGGAGCAGACUCAGCGGUUCUUGUCGCAACGCAGCAUGGUGCUGGCCGCCACCCUGGGACGCACCCAAUCCUCUUCGCGUGUCAAUUGUUCCCGCCAAGCAAACAGCUACUUUGAGUUGGAGCUUGUGAAGGCGGGUGUACAAUUGGAUGAAGGCGAUACGUUCGUGUUGCCCUGCGACCACAUAGCCAUUGUCGCGAAGCUGCGCGACAACCUCGUACGCGCCCAUAACUAUCCCGAGAACGUUUACAUGUUCAAGACUGGCCUCAGUACUGCUCUGUCGUCUACAUCGAAGUUGGCGCAAAAACUGCUUACUGGCUGCACUAUCGAUUCUUCGGGCGAAGAUCUGGUUUAUCAAUCGCAAAGCAGCAUGUUCGUCAACUUUCUUAUUAUUGACUUUUUGCGCGAGCCUUGUUUGGCAGUGCUGCUGGACAAGAUCGAGGAGGUGGCUUGCUCGGAGCGUGAACAGCUACCGCAGGAAAGUUUUCCCAUGCUGCCUCUAAUGUUGGCACAGCUGCGCUUCGUCACUUUUUCGCACAGUGAAGAAAUUUACGAGCGCAUCAAGUCCAUUUCCAACCACGCUACACAUUCGUCCAUGUUGCACAUUAUAGGGUGUGCGGAGUUUCUCUUGGAUGGGAGCAAGCACGAUGAGUUUGUGGAUCUUUUAAUUUCAAAGUACGCCAACAGCAAGCAGCUCUUCCAGGUAGCCACGGUGCAGGCCUUCGGGGACUUGUCACUAAACGCCAGAACUCAGGAUAAGCUGCGCACACGUAUUUUGGCCUUUGUCAAGGAAGGUCAUUGCCCAAAUGCAACGUUGCCCCAUCUCGUGCGACUGUUGCUGAAUAGCUUAAAACAGGAUGGCGAUGAAAUUUUGCGUGAGAUUGUCGGUGUGCUGCGUGAAAUCUUCAACUCACUCCAAAAAACAGACGCAUCGAAUUCAAGUACCAACAUUGGCAACGACAAGCCGUUGCAAUUGGAGCUCUUUAACAACCUUCAAGUUGGACUUAUUCGGUCCAAGCGAUUCUAUCAGAUGUGGCAGAAAACCAUUGCUUCCUUGCCCUCCAACAGCCUUAAAUCCUUUGACCUGAUCAUGCUACUCCUACUCAUACACGUUAAGGAGGACAAUGAGUUUUUCAUUGAGAAUAUACUGCGCAGGCACAUAAAGCUGGAGCACAUAACUGUGAACAUAUUGUCGGACGCCAAAACUCACUAUUCGUACAUGCUGGAGCUGCUUAUAGGCACAUUGAUGAAUAUAUUACAUGAUUUUAUGCGUGAGAAAAAUCCAGCUGUGGCUGAGUUCGCCAAAUCGUCGUACAGCAUACUCUUCAAAAUUUGCGGCUCGAUACAAAAGAACAUUAUUAGGAAGCUGUUGGAGUUAGCUUGUGACAAGUCUGUGCAAAACUCGAUGACCAUGGCACUCAGCUUGCUUUGUGAUUUGCAACGCAAGUACGCCAAGGAUAUGCAGAACUGGGCCACAAUGCUUCUACCUCUACUGGAACGCUUAGGCGAGUUGACACUGUCGCAGACGCGCAUGGUGAUGGAACUGGUAUGUCGUGUGGCGCAUCCCGCAGACCUUAGUGAGGAGUGUUCAGCAUUGCAGGAGCAAGUUGAUAUGCUGGUGAAGAAGCAGCUGAUCAAUAGCUCAGAGUUUGUCAAGAAACAGGGCAUUAUCGGAUGCGUGCAGCUUAUCGAUGCAAUUGCACGCGUCAAUCCUGUUUGUGCGCCAGAUGAAGAUCUGCAUACAACCAUUGAUAGCAUAAGUGGUUUGCCCGAGGGACGAGGAAAGCAGGCAGCUAAUUUAUUGCUCUUUACACAAUCAUCCAUCACACACAGUGCCGAAUCUUUGGCGUUGUUUUACGAUGAAAUGGAAAGCGUUUUCAAUACGCGCCUCGACGCGGAGAAUGGGUACCAAUUGGACAAAUUAUUUAUCUCAUGGCUAUGUGAACUGAUGACUCAUUAUUUUCAACAAAAUUUUAUAACCGAACAUCAAGCCGACAGCAUCAAUGGCAUUAAACUGGACUAUUUGAAAUGCAUAAACCAGUUGGACGAAUCAUGUGCAGAUACUGAGUCUGAAGUGCUCAAAAUUGGCAUUAACAUAGCCGAGUUGAUUUUUGCGCCAGAUAGCAGGUACUUCUCUUUUUUUCACAGCGCCAUUAGCUCUAUUUUGGUGCUCGCCCCACUCUUUAAUUUUAUGGGUAUGCUGCAUAUGGAACGGCACGAGAAUAGCCUGGAGGCUAUCAAUGCGCUGCUUGGCUGCGCCUUAGUACUGCCCUCGUUCUUUGAUAGUAGCAACUAUUUGGCCAUCUUCGACAAUUACGAUGCGGCACAGCAGAAGCAGUUAUUAUAUAUAUAUUUCCAAACAGUCAACUGGAUGCGUGUCACGAUCUGUAGAUUUGCGACACAAAGGCACACUAGUACUCGCCAACGAGUUUUGGUGCGUUUGCACGAUUUGAUAAAGACAGAGCAGAUGAUUAAAGUGUUACUAUCACAUGCACCUGUGGAUUUUGCACCGCCACCCAGCGAGUUUCGGACAACUGGAGCGUCGGCUCAGCUAACGGCAUUGCGUAAGCCGCGAGGUAAGCCGUCAGGCAAACGAGGAAAGUGCAAACCCAUUGAUGAGCCCAUGGAUACGUUGGUCCCUAAUGAGCUUGGCAAUCAAACCAGAUUGGGUGAUGUGACUGUUAGACUCGCGGCAUGCAAGUCGAAAAAAGUCAAAGUCGACUUCGAGCAGUUGUAUGGACCGUUGGAGAGAUAUAGACAGUUGAGCGAGAACAUUACAAUGAUAUUGGAUGAGCCGCUUAGUCUGCACCAUCCGCUGGAGGCAGAGGAAGUUGGCACGCAUUUGGGACUGCCGGAGCUUCGUUUUAUUCUAACCGAUUUGGUUGAAAAGCUUGAUGCCGUCGUCAAUGACAAACAGGAUACGAACGUCUCUUCUUUGAAACCCAUGCACUUCAUGAGCGACAUUUCGCAUCUGCUGCACAAUGUAGUUAACAACUUCGAGUCUCUCGCUAAGCUCAUCAAUGAGCAGCUGGAGAAGGUGAAUCAACUGCACAGCAAUUUGGAUCUAUUUACCGAACACUUCAACUAUGUGAAGGUGUGCUUUGGUCUCACCAUACAGGUGUUUGCAUUGUUUUUCUCAUGGAGCGGUUGGAGCGAUAAAUCACUUGCCAUGCAGUUGAUGAUUGGUGUGGUGUCAUUCUUUCCCCCCGAGAAGCGUGAACGGAUCAAGAAGAAGCCAGUUAUCGAUGCUGUAGCCAAGGUUUUCAAUUAUUUCCUAAAAUAUGAGCCCUCUGUGCUCACUCUGAACGCAGCCGUACAGUUCGACAAGCUGUUGCGCAGUCUCCGUAAACUUUGCUUCAGUGGCGAAGACGGCUUCGAGCACAUUGAACGCCAAACUGAGGAAAUACGAGAAAUUUGUGGCAAGAUGUUGCGUCGCAAGUGGUAUCACUAUUCUGCAAGCCCUGAGAAAGGAGCGCAGUGUAACAUCUACCUGGAUGAGCUGGUCAAGGGUUUCUUUAAGAACUCAUCGUACAUACGUCAAAAGCAUAUAUUGCGGGACCUGCUGGAUGAGUGCCAGCUACUGAAUACAAAAGACAAGGCUCUCAAUUCGUUCCCUAAUUUUAAAAAAGCAAACUUUCCGCUGCUAUUUCGUGGUCUGUGUGAGACUCUAACAAGUUCGUUGAGCGCACAAUUGAACGUGACAAGUGGUGAGGAUCGCUUUAAGCUUUGGGAAUCGAACGUUUUCUUGUUAAACGGUCUGUUGGAUAUUGUGCAGACGGUGGAGCAGCCCCGGAACUUUGUUCUGUUUUUGCGACACGCGCAGCUGUUCCUCAAACUGUUGCUGAAGCGCGGCCUCUCGGUGCUUGAGAGCACCUUGCGUGAGAAUGCGGAGCGCAUUGGCUCAUUUUUACGCAAUUUGCAGACAAUUACCAGAUUUUUGCACCAGCUCUGUUGCCAUUCAAAAUAUAUUAAGAACACGACUGUCAUCAGCUACAUUCCCGCCCUACGUGAAACGGUAGAAGCCUUAGUUUUUCAAGUGAAAGCUCUACUGGCUGCCAACAAAUGCCACUCUGUUUUCGCCAUGGGAAAUUUGAUUAAUAAGGAUCUGCAUGGCGACGCAAUUGUUAUGCCUAUGGUUUCCUAUGCCAACACAACCACAGAAGCGAAUAGUGAUGAGGAAAUACCCGAAGAUGAUGCGAGCGUUGAUGAGACUGUGCUCGGCGAAGAAAUGACUUCGGCUGCAAGUUCCUCCAACACGCGCAACACUCGAAGCAAAUCAUCGUCACGCAGCAAAUGCUUUUAAUAUAUUGCAAUUUAUCACAUAUUAACCAUUCUGUUUCGCUGUUCAUUGUGUUCAUGAACGGCUUUAAAUUAAUCAAGGACGUAUCUUAGUCCGUAAAAAUGUUAUACUUACAUGUUACGAUUAAUGAAUAAUUAAAUACAGGACUACAUCAUGUCGUA
Molecule: messenger RNA, 4641 nt
Organism: Scaptodrosophila lebanonensis
Lineage: Eukaryota; Metazoa; Arthropoda; Insecta; Diptera; Drosophilidae
Gene: Fancd2
Product: Fanconi anemia group D2 protein
Exons: 14
Coding region: 8-4483 (1491 amino acids)
Biological process (GO): interstrand cross-link repair; homologous chromosome pairing at meiosis; double-strand break repair involved in meiotic recombination
Cellular component (GO): nucleus; condensed chromosome
Molecular function (GO): DNA polymerase binding
Source: RefSeq, a predicted model, not a curated record